AUGCUAGGCAAAGAGCAGAACAAGGCAAAUGACUUGCAAAAGGACGAGGUGGCUACUUUCCUACUGAUAGUCGGAGCCUGUGUCGCAAAGAUAUUCUAUAACCUAUACCUUCAUCCCCUCCGUAAUUACCCCGGCCCAUUUCUCGGACGCGCCACAAAUGCAUACGCUCUGUGUCUGAAUGCCCUGGGCGUCCAACACGUCAAAGAAAAAGAAUGGCAUGACAAGUACGGCGAAGUCGUGCGAUGCAUGCCAAACUACCUUUCGUACAACUCCAGCCAGGCGUGGAAAGAUAUUCACGGUUACCGCUCAGAUAAACAGGGCAGCUUUGACAAAGAUCCGGCCUUUUUCCUGUUGCAUCCUGACGCGGCCGCUCAUAUUGUCGGAGCUAAUGGUGCUGAACAUCGUCGCCUUCGCCGCCUGAUGUCGCCGGCCUUUUCUGACAAAGCGCUGCAAGCCCAGGAGCCAGUUCUGCACCAAUACGUGGAUAUGCUGAUUGAACAACUCCGGGCACAGUGUAAGGGUGAUGCCGGCGGUGUCGUGGACAUGGCGAAAUGGUUCAAUUUUACCACGUUCGACUUGAUCGGAGACUUGUCCUUUGGCCAGCCAUUCGGGCUACUCGAGAGCGGGGUGUGGCAUCGAUAUGUGAGCACGUUGUUUGGCAGUAUCAAAGUGUUCACGUAUAUCCGGGUCAUACUGGACGUGUUUCCAUCGCCGGUGCGCGAGCUGCUUUUACUGUUGCUGAUUCCGAAGAAGUUGAUGGACGACCAGGCAUAUCAGAUGGAACUGGCCGGAGAAAAGCUGAGACAAAAGAUCGAAACCGAUCCUGAGAGGGAGGACUUUGUGCAUCACCUUAUCAAAGGCUCUCAAGAGGAAGUGGGUGAAACUGGGCUUACCUUCAAGGAAAUGGUUGCUCAAGCUCAGCUUUUGAUUCUCGCCGGGAGUGAAACCUCUGCGACGGCGCUUUCGGGCAUGACAUACUAUCUUCUCACCAACCGAGAGUCCCUGAACAAAUUGACGGACGAGAUUCGCUCUGCAUUCGCCGCCGAGUCCGACAUUACGCUUUUUGCAGUCGGCAAGUUGCCAUACCUGCAAGCCGUGCUCGACGAGUCGAUGCGCAUGUACCCGCCAGCACCGAACUCGUUCCUGCGCAUUGUUCCCUACCCUGGAGAGGUUGUUUGUGGGAGCUAUGUCCCAGGAGGGACAUCAGUAGCCCUGCAUCACUUUGCAAGCUAUCGAUCGAGUACCAACUUUGUCGAGGCAGACUCGUUUAUACCCGAGCGAUGGGCCACAAAUGGAACCAGACAUCCCAAGUUUGAGGCAGACAAUCAUGAUGCGUUUCACCCGUUUUCAGUGGGGUCUAGAAACUGCCUAGGCCGGAACAUCGCGUGGGCCGAGCUGCGCCUGAUCGUGUGCAAGCUCUUUUACCACUUCGAUCUCGAGCUGGAGCCCGCCAGUGAGAUGUGGAUUGACCAGCCGACGUUUGGGCUGUGGGAGAAAAGAGCGUUGAAUAUACUAGAGCGGGGCACGGCUGUGGCUGAGCUGCCCCGCAGAGACGUGGCUGAGCUCUUCUCUGCUCGCAUUCAAGGCUCCAGGACGAUUCAGUGUGGGUUGCGCUCCUCCAGCAACAAGACUCAUUCCAACACUGCACCCGCUCUGUUGAAUAGCUUCACAAUGUCGGCAAACGAAUAUUUUAGUGGCGGCGGAGGGGCUUACGAGCAGAACAACGAGCAGAAUCGAUAUAACACAAACACCACCAAUAACAAUAACAACAACAACCAGUCGCCAUGGUCAUCCCCUCCUCCAAUUCAUACUCCUAGCUCUAGCACGUACGAGGGCUCCUAUCCGCCAUCAGAGCCUCCUUACAACUCCCCGCAACCAGCCUGGGGUCAGCCCACCUUUCCUCAUCAGUAUGAAACGCAGCCCUACCCGGGACAGUCCCCUUAUCCACCAUACCAACAGGGCCAAUAUGGCCCGCCUCAGCCUUAUUCUCCCUACUAUCCGCCUCAAGAAGGGUAUCCGUCGCAACAUCAAGCAUACCCCCAGCACCCUCCACCAUAUAAUGCGGAGCCCGCUACAGAGUCACCGGACGAGAGAGGCUUGUUGGGUGCUGUAGCCGGUGGUGCUACCGGCGCCUUUGCUGGUCACCAGGUUCAUCACGGUGUCCUUGGCGCAGUAGGAGGUGCAAUCACUGGCUCGGUGGCUGAGGACGCGAUUAAAAAGCACAAGAAAGAUAAGGAGAAAAAAGAGAAGAAGAAAUGGGGUCAUGGGCGUCGGGACUCCUCCUCCUCCUCGUCGUCUUCAUCUUCAUCGUCAGAUGAUGACCAUCAUCAUCGCCGUCACAGUCAAGAACAUCACGACCCUACUCUCCGCGGCAACUUCUCCCGUUCGUCAAACGAGAUUCGACUGGAAGGGGACUAUGAGCUCGUGGCCUAUUGCAACCCAGUUUCUGGCCAUCCGCAGCGAUCUUCGAUCCCCCUCAAUGGGGUCUUAACUAACACGUUUGGAAAACUCAACUGGGCCCGCGGAGGGAACUUUGGCGCUUCAGCAAGGCACGUUAGAAAGGCUGAUGUCCGAUUUUUAAAGUGUGCGCAUUUUUUAUCAACCUGGAUAGUCACUAUCCACAGCUUUGCAUGA
Molecule: messenger RNA, 2634 nt
Organism: Talaromyces rugulosus
Lineage: Eukaryota; Fungi; Ascomycota; Eurotiomycetes; Eurotiales; Trichocomaceae
Exons: 8
Coding region: 1-2634 (877 amino acids)
Cellular component (GO): outer membrane
Molecular function (GO): oxidoreductase activity, acting on paired donors, with incorporation or reduction of molecular oxygen; heme binding; iron ion binding
Source: RefSeq, a predicted model, not a curated record